This is a messenger RNA of Owenia fusiformis, 1474 nucleotides long. NCBI's taxonomy places the organism in Eukaryota, Metazoa, Annelida, Polychaeta, Sabellida, Oweniidae. The record is from the annotation of a GenBank genome assembly.
UCCGAAUUUCCUCCAGUGGAAUAGGACUCGUACUUCAAAUAUACGACAGGUGAACAAGGUUUUGUGGUCUUUCCUAUACAAUGAGGACCUUCAUUUUGCUGGCUUGUUUUGCCUUGCUUGGACACAGCAUCGCAGAGGAUGCUGUAGAAAACAAGGUAGACGCGGCAGUUGAAGAGGAGGAUGAGAAAUACAAUCCUAAAACUGAUCCCUGUUACUCCAAGGAAUGUCCUAUUGGCAAGGAGUGUGUGAUCAACAAAGAAGGGAAAGGACAUUGUGCGUGUAUGGAGGAGUGCCCAGAAGAGACAUCAGAGAGAGCAAAAGUAUGCAGUACAUCAAAUAUCACCUUUGACAGCGAGUGUGAGAUGCACAGACAAAAAUGCUUGUGUCACCACAAGAAGGAUCUCUGCGUAGAUGAAAAAUACAAACAUGUGAAACUAAACUAUUAUGGACCAUGUAAAGAGCAAGACGAAUGCACAGAAGAACAAAUGGCAGACUUUCCACUGAGGAUGCGUGAUUGGUUAGUUCUCGUCAUGAAGAAUUUGGCUGAUCGAGGAGAUCUGCCCGAAAAAACCAAAAAGCUGACCGAUGAAAACGAGAAACACACAAAGAAAUGGGUCCUUCCCGUUAUAUGGAAGUUCUGUGAUCUUGAUCUCGGUUUUGACAGGCACUUGACAUACAGAGAUCUCUUACCAUUGAGCGCCCCAUUGAAGACUCUUGAGCAUUGUACAGGCCCCUUCUUAGGUCUCUGUGAUAGCGACGACGAUGGGGAAAUCACUUUGAAGGAAUGGGGACAUUGUCUAGGACUUGAAGACGAUGAAAUUGCUGAUAAAUGUGAUGAGAUUCUCAAUUAAAUCAAAACCCUACAAGGACAGCACAGAAAAAACGUCAGUAGUAAAACCUACAUGAAGGAGUUCCAACAAUAUGCAAUAUAUUUCACUUAGACUUUUUAUCAGAAGAGAUACUGUGAUAGUUAUCUUCCUCAUAUAUGUAGAUCACAUUGUGAUCUAAAUUUUGCAUUUAACAUUGCAUUUAAUUCAACGUUGCAUUUUAAAACGUAUUCAAGUAUGUAGAACUUACUACAAAAUACAUUAUAGGACUAGUCAUUUGCCGUUUUCACAUCUCUGCUAAUUGAUUAAGAAGUUUUUUGUGAUACAUACGAAAUAGCUGCUUUUAUAUUGCAAGAAAUAGAAUGACUCAAAUGAAAUCAAAUCAAUCAAGAAGAACAUGUAGAUUACCAGGCAAGAGUAAUGUAGAGUGUAUGUUAUGCAAUACAUAAUUACAUGUCACACGAAAUAUGUCAUUGUCACAAAUUUGAUUAUAUUUGGGCCCAUCAUUUUGUAAUUUCCAAUGCCCAAUAUGACAACCAGGAUUGAAACAAUGUUUUCUGAUGUUUCCAACACAAGUGUCAGCCAUUUAUUAAUGGCGGGAAAUUCAAAUCUUUACAAAAUAUAUAUUUCAAAUAUAUGAAAUUCUA